AUGGAAAAACAGAAAGGGAAGCAGAAGGAACGGGACGUCGUCAUCGUAGAUUGGGACGACGCCGAUGCGCACCGCAAUCCUCAGAAUUGGUCAAAGGCUUCUCGAUGGUUUUACACCGGCCUCGUCUGUCAUCUUGCUUUUAACGUCACAUUUGCGUCAACCUCCCCCAGCGCGACCCAGCAAGCCAUCGCAAGCGAAUUUGGUGUGGGGCGAGAGGUGGGGACGCUCGUCAUCAGCCUGUUUCUGACGGGGUAUAUCUCAGGGCCCUUGAUCUGGUCGCCCAUGUCAGAGCACAUCGGACGACGGAUCCCACUGCUCCUCUCCUUCUUUGUCAACAUGCAAUUGAUCCUCGGUCAAGCGCUCGGCCAAAACAUCCAAACCGUCCUUGUUACCCGAUUUUUCUCAGGCAUCUUCGCAGCCGCACCUCUCACUCUUUCGGCUGGCAUCAUCAGCGACCUCUGGGAUCCUUUUCACAAGUCCAUCGCUCUCUCCCUCUUCACUGCCUCCGUUCUUUCUGGUCCUGGUCUUGGUCCAAUGAUGGGCGGAUUCGUAACGCAGACGAUCGGUUGGCGAUACACCUUCUGGAUUCUCUACGGCUAUGAUUGGCUCUCGUGGAUUGUCGUCUUCGUCUUCCUUCCAGAGACUUACUCGCCCGUUCUUCUAACUGCCAAAGCCAGGAAAUUGCGUCAACAUUUCGGUGGCGAGAUGCUCAAAAGCCUGCGUUCCGCACGCGAGGUCGAAGACAGCCGCAAGAAGGCAGAAGCAGGAGAGAGAGGCUGGAUCUCAUCCUUUUUAAAAGAGACGAUCCUACGCCCUUGGUACAUCCUCGUCAAAGAGCCCAUCAUGUGGCUCGUCACAGCGUAUCAGUCUUUGAUCUUUGGUCUGAUGUACGGCCUCCUCGAGCUAUUCCCGGUGAUCUGGCAAGAAGGUCACGGCUUCACUUUGGGCCAAGUUGGUCUUGUGUUCCUCUUCCUCUUCGUUGGUACAACGAGCGGUGCUCUCUGCAACAUCUUCAUCAAUGUCGCCCUUCAGAAGUCGUACGACAAAGGAUCUCGCCAACCCGUUCACGAAGACCGAGUUCGAGGGACCAUGAUUGCUGCGCCAACGCUUGUCGUGGGAAUUUUUUGGCUCGGUUGGGCAGGUGGAUACCCUGUGUCAGUGCCCUGGUACGUGCCAGCACUCGCCGCCAUCCCGAUCGGAUUCGGCUUUUCGCUCAUUUUCAUCACGACAAACACAUACGUGGUUCAGGUCUACGGUCCAUAUGCCGCAUCGGCGCUCGCUGCAGCGACCAUGACGCGGUCGAUGUUCGCUGUUGCCUUUCCGCUCUUCAUGCGGCAGGCAGCACACGGGAUUGGCGUCCAAUACAUUGGCACGCUCUUUGGUUGUGUUGCAGCUUGCCUCUCUCCGAUCCCGUUUGGUAAGCCCUCCAUGUCUUUUCUCUCUCUCACUCGAAGCUAA
This is a messenger RNA of Acaromyces ingoldii, 1458 nucleotides long. Its product is annotated as MFS general substrate transporter. Gene Ontology annotation, molecular function: transmembrane transporter activity. The transcript is spliced from 5 exons. Gene Ontology annotation, biological process: transmembrane transport. Bases 1 to 1458 code for a protein of 485 amino acids. The record is from RefSeq and is a predicted model, not a curated record. NCBI's taxonomy places the organism in Eukaryota, Fungi, Basidiomycota, Exobasidiomycetes, Exobasidiales, Cryptobasidiaceae.